GAAGAUAAACCCUUGAUUUGUAUAACUCAGACUGCCAAUGCCUCAUUCACUUAAGCUGAAAAAUGUAACUUUACACUGAACUAAUGCUGGAUUAUGUUCCACAUCACAAGAUGAAGGUCUCUUUGUGGCCAAUAUGGAUAGGAGGAAGAAUUACAGCAACCAAUCAUCCUUACUGGCAUGUCACUGAGAGAUAAUUGAAACAUUUGAACCCAUUCUUUAAUAUUUUACACUUUACAGCGUUAUUUAUUUUAACAUAAGAUGUAUGGGGGGGGACAUACACCAAUAUAUUGAAAUUAUCGCUAGGCCUCCGAGUUAACCAUAAACAGGAUUCCUUUUAAUUCUUAGCAACUUGCUUGAUUACAGUCCCACUGCUAAUUGGUGCUUGCCAGUUGAUUGAGUGGUGACAGUCCAGCUGCAUAUGCUGCCUGUGUUCUCUCGCAUGUGCUUGCACACUUGGUCUGGGGCAUAAGGGUGUUAAUGGAUUACUGAAAGGUGUUGACUCAGGUGUGUGUGUGUCUGAGGGUAGCACAGCGCGCACAGUGUAUUGGGAUCUAGUUGAGACACCAGCCUCAAGGUCCCAUUCCUCUCUCAUGCUCCCUCUGCCACUACUCUGUGAUCUGUCUCCUGUUUUCUUACCUUUGCUUCAUCCUGUUACUACCUCACCCUUGCACAUUAGCGGGCGCCAUUUAUCCUCUGCCUCUGGUUUCUCUUUGCAAUGUCCCCUCUCUGCAUUGCUUAACAGUCAUCUACCCUCAACAUGGAUAUCGGAGGACUGACCACAGUGGUAGCAAAUUCUGCUUACAUCAAUGCUCGUGGGAGCAUCGAUGGCUCUAACCCAGCAGCAGCCCGGGAUAAGAAGUACCAUUCUCGCCUCAAACUGCCCCACAUCACUGUGUGUGAGGGCCUGAGGGACACCCUGGAUUUGGCCUUUGACUCAGUCUGCGUGGAGCAGCCUAUUGGCAAACGCCUCUUUAGGGAAUUCUUGAAUGCUAAUCAAGAGUAUCAUGGGGCUUGCCGUUUGUGGAAAGACAUCGAGGACUAUGACAUGGCGGAGGAUUCUGAAAGGGUGAAGAAGGCCUCAAAGAUUGUCCAGCGUUACAUGGACCCCUCUGCCAAACACUACUGCCCGUUCCUGCCUGAGGACAUCAUAGUGAAGGUGAAGGAAGGCCAGGAGGCUGUAGCAGAUGAUUUGUUUGCUGCAGCAUUGACCACGACGUUGGACUAUCUGCGGGCCGCCCCCUACACUUUCUUCCUGGAGAGCAUGUAUCUGAAGAGGUUCCUGCAGUGGAAGUGGCUGGAGAUGCAGCCCAUGGAUGCAGACUGGUUCCUAGAUUUCCGUGUGCUGGGGAAAGGUGGGUUUGGGGAAGUGUCUGCCUGUCAGACGAAAGCCACAGGAAAACUGUAUGCCUGUAAGAAACUCAACAAGAAGAGACUGAAGAAGAGGAAAGGCUAUGAGGGGGCGAUGGUUGAGAAGAGGAUUCUUGCGAGGGUUCACAGUCGCUUCAUUGUGUCAUUGGCGUACGCCUUCCAGACAAAGGAAGAACUUUGUCUGGUCAUGACCAUCAUGAAUGGAGGAGACCUCAAGUACCAUAUCUACCUGGUGGAUGAGAACAACCCAGGGUUUGAUGAGCCCAGAGCCUGUUUUUACAUUGCUCAGAUCAUCCAAGGCUUGGAGCACCUCCACCAGAAAAGAAUCAUCUACAGAGAUCUCAAACCAGAAAAUGUGCUGCUAGAUAAUGAUGGGAACGUGCGCAUAUCUGACCUGGGUCUUGCUGUGGAGCUAAAAGAAGGAAAAACAAUGACCAAAGGAUAUGCUGGGACACCAGGCUACAUGUCUCCAGAGAUGCUGAAAGGAGAGAAGUAUGACUAUUCUGUCGACUACUUCACUCUGGGAGUGACACUGUUUGAGUUCAUGGCUGCUAAGAACCCAUUCAGAAACAGGGGGGAAAAGGUUGAACGUGAGGAGAUGAAAGAGCGCAUGCUGACCCGGGUGGUGGAAUAUCCAGAGAAUUUCAGUGCGAAUACAAAGUCCCUCUGUGAUGGCCUUCUAGCCAAAGAAGUAAAUCAGAGGAUGGGUUUUAAGAAUGAAUGCUGCGAUGAGAUCAGAGCGCACCCAUUUUUCAGUGGCAUCAACUGGAGGAAACUGAAUGCAGGUAUUCUACCUCCUCCUUUUGUCCCUGACCCUAAAGUGGUGUACGCUAAAAGUCUGGAUGACGUUGGGGCUUUCUCCUCAGUGAAGGGAGUGACCUUGGAUGAUCCUGACAAGACCUUUUUUGACGAGUUCUCCUCAGGCAACAUCCCCAUCCCCUGGCAAGAGGAGAUGAUCGACAUGGGCAUUUAUGGAGAGCUCAACGUUUGGGGUCCUGAAGGCAGCAUCCCCAACGACCUCCGCAGGGAGUCCAUACUAGAGCAGCCAAAGUCAUCAACCUGCUGCAUAUCGUAGAGUCAUUGAAACACCUUAAAAAUACAUCAACCAUACAGUGUACAGACUUGUAGUUUUCUAGAACAUGUGGCAUGAGGACUCAAAUACUCAGGACAGACACAAGUCUCUUUUCUGAUUAAAGUGUCAGACUGAGACUCUAAACCUUUAUUGGUGAGUGCAGGAAACAACAGAAUGGAGGUGGAUUUUCAACCUGGAAUGGGCUUAAGCAUAAAUUUAGUUUGGAAAAAAAGAAAGUAUUCAUCGUCUUUGUCCCCUCUCUCUCUCUGUUUAAUUUCUUCUCUUUGUGUGUGCAUGUGUUAAAUCAUUGUAAUGCUUUUAGAUUUAAAAUGCAUUUGAAGUCACUUUUUUAAGCAGAAGUUUAGUUUUGUGGUAUGUUUGGUGCUAAGUGACAUGUUGAACAUGUAAAAUGUUUAUAUGGUAAAUGUGCUCCUUUAGAUGUAUGCCAUUUAAUGAAAAGUGAUUCUGUUCAUUUAUGAGUUUACUGUCCUUAGUUUUGACUAUACACAGCUAAUUGAAUUGCUGCUGUUGAAAUACUAAAAGCUAAGACAACAGAAACGCAAAGUUUCAUGAUUUUGGAAAAUAUUUUCUUAUGUUUAUUUCAUGAUUCAUCAUUGACUCCCUGCACAAAUAGCCAACCUUUCAUAAAGGUUUAUGUAGUGUCGUUGAGACAAAUUUGAAUAUAGAUAAUUUUAACAGCAAAUCAAUUUAAUUUUCAAAACAAAUUGUUUAGCAAAAGUGGAAUAAAGUCAGACAUCAAAUGUAUGAAAAGUUACUGGCAAAUAAAAGUUACUGGCAAAUAAAAUAGCUUAUUGAAAUAGAAA
Molecule: messenger RNA, 3264 nt
Organism: Micropterus salmoides (largemouth bass)
Lineage: Eukaryota; Metazoa; Chordata; Actinopteri; Centrarchiformes; Centrarchidae
Product: rhodopsin kinase GRK1-like
Exons: 7
Coding region: 758-2443 (561 amino acids)
Biological process (GO): signal transduction; regulation of signal transduction; protein phosphorylation
Cellular component (GO): cytoplasm
Molecular function (GO): ATP binding; rhodopsin kinase activity
Source: RefSeq, a predicted model, not a curated record